Molecule: messenger RNA, 357 nt
Organism: Trichosurus vulpecula (common brushtail)
Lineage: Eukaryota; Metazoa; Chordata; Mammalia; Diprotodontia; Phalangeridae
Gene: SMIM34
Product: small integral membrane protein 34A
Exons: 2
Coding region: 1-357 (118 amino acids)
Source: RefSeq, a predicted model, not a curated record
AUGGCAGCUUUCAGAUUGGAGAGGUCAGCCACGCAGGAGCUGCACGUGAUUGAAUGGAUCCCUCAAGUAGCUUUGGACAAGACCCAAAUCAAUGCCGUACUACAGCACUUGACUGAGAAUUUCACAGAAGGAAAGAACCAUACUAACUCCACCAGAGCCUUGACAUUUCCAGAUGGGACAAGUGCCACUUGGUAUAUCCUCACCAUCUUUGGUAUAUAUGGCAUCAUAUUCUUCUUUUUGUUGGCCAGCAAUAUCCUCCAGAAUGAAAAGCGCUUGGAAGAUAUUUAUCAUCCAAAUCUCACAGUCAAGCUGAAAAAAAAAAGCUCCAAGAUAAAAGCACCAAAAACAGCUCAUUAA